Messenger RNA from Pseudoliparis swirei, 3352 nucleotides. It is a transcript of the gene bmi1a, whose product is annotated as bmi1 polycomb ring finger oncogene 1a. The transcript has 18 exons. Gene Ontology annotation, cellular component: PRC1 complex. Gene Ontology annotation, biological process: negative regulation of transcription by RNA polymerase II. The record is from RefSeq and is a predicted model, not a curated record. Bases 136 to 2160 code for a protein of 674 amino acids. Gene Ontology annotation, molecular function: promoter-specific chromatin binding. Lineage: Eukaryota; Metazoa; Chordata; Actinopteri; Perciformes; Liparidae.
GGAUUUCUCCACAUUGCCAGCCGCAGCUCUUAUUGUGGUCUCUCCUCGGCUCCUCCACUCAGCCCUCUGCAGCUCCACAAGCUACAUCAGCUGAUCCGUCACGUGGUGUGGUGGAGCGGGUCACCCGUUUGCAAAAUGGAGUUGUCUGAGUCUGUGCAGAGAGGGCUGCAAUCUCUCGCCGAUCCGUCCGCCUUCGACCAGAGCAGCUACCAGGCGCUGGUGGACGUGUCGUUCCGGAGCCUGCUCUCCUCUCACGCCGACCCGGGAGUCCUCGACCAGCCCGAGCUGAAGCAGGUCGACCAGAUCCGGCUCAAACAGAGUCACACUGCGGCGACCACCUUCAUCCUGGAGGCGGUCAAACAAAACGCAGACGAGCCCACGAUAAGCUCCUGCCUCGAAGAACUCUCAUUCAGUGCAGAGCGAAUAGAAGUGUUCUAUAGCACACAUCAGAAACAUAGAAAGGAACUCGAGCGUCUGUUAGCAAGCAUAGGAAGGUGUCCGCCUCAGAUCAACGACGCGUCAUGGCGUCUCCAAUACCACGUGAAGAAUGAUCAGAUCGAUAAGGUCAACGAGCCUUUCUACUUGAUUGCGUUGAACACAGAGAAUAAAGGAUCAUCGGAGGAUAUCAACUUCACCUGCACAGUGGAGCAGCUACAGGAUUUGGUGGGAAAGCUCAAAGACGCUGCCAAGAGUGUGGAGAAAGCCAGUCAGAUCGGGGCGGUCGAACUACAAGCCAUUUUAGGGACGGUGUUAGUUUCACCAGAGCACACACACACUGCUGCAUUUUACUGGGGGCUGAAGCGGAUAUUUUGGAGGCAAAGUUGUCGGCGCCGAAGUGCGAGCCUUCCCGAGCCGAACCCGGAGCCCGGGGCUCUCUCGAAGCCGAGUAUCGGAUACGUUCACAGCGCGCGCGCGGCGAGGAGAAGAGCCGUUUUAUUCGCACAUCUGAAAUGCGCUCCGGUCCGCCGUGCGCUCUCCGCCACUGACAGCGUCUGCAGCCUGCUUCAAGAUGGCGGCUCGGCUCCUAUUCAUUUUCUGCUGAUCGCCUCCCAACUUUCAUUGUCUAUUCGCCUCAAGACCCACCGAUUCCCAGCUCAGCCUCCAGGAUUGUUGUUCUCCUCUCUCAACAUGCAUCGGACAACCAGGAUAAAGAUCACGGAGCUCAAUCCCCACCUCAUGUGCGUCCUGUGUGGAGGAUACUUCAUAGAUGCCACCACCAUCAUCGAAUGUCUUCACUCAUUUUGCAAGAUGUGCAUUGUGCGCUACCUGGAAGCCAGCAAAUACUGUCCCAUAUGUGAUGUACAAGUGCAUAAAACCAAGCCUCUGCUCAACAUUAGGUCCGAUAAAACUCUACAGGACAUUGUGUACAAGCUGGUCCCUGGCCUCUUCAAAAAUGAAAUGAAGCGGAGGAGAGAUUUUUAUGCGGAGCACCCUGUAGAUGCCUCGAAUGGAUCAAAUGAGGAUCGUGGAGAGGUGGCAGAUGAGGACAAGAGGAUUAUCACAGAUGAUGAGAUCAUCAGCCUCUCUAUUGAGUUCUUUGAUCACUGCAGACUGGGAGGUUCGAUGGAGGACAAGCAAUCUGAAGAUCAAAAUAUGAUGGCAAACAAAAGGUACCUGCAGUGUCCAGCAGCCAUGACCGUGAUGCAUCUGAGGAAGUUUCUGCGCAGCAAAAUGGACAUCCCAAAUGCCUACCAGGUUGAAGUCAUGUAUGAAGACGAACCUCUGAAAGAUUACUACACUUUAAUGGACAUAGCAUACAUAUACACUUGGAGAAGAAACGGCCCGUUGCCGCUGAAGUACCGAGUCCGACCCAACUGUAAGAAGAUGAAGGUGAGCCACGCGCAGCAGGAAGGCCAGAACAGCGCGAGCAGAUCCGGUCCCGAGAGCGAUUCUGCUAGCGACAAAGCCGGAAGUCCCGCCGGGGCUCCGUCCACGUCCUCCUCGUUGCCGAGCCCCGGCACGCCUGCGCAGUCGCCGCACCCCCAACUCCCGCACGGCCCCAUUAAAGUCAACGGGACACCGGCCGCCGCCGCCCCUCCGCCCCCCAGUCGGCCCUUAACUCAGUUCAGCGGCGGCGGCGGCGGCAACAACAACAACAACAACAACAACAACAAGCCCCGGAAGGUCUCACUGAACGGCUCGUCGACCUCCUCCGGAUGACGCGGGACUCCGGACGGCCGACGCCAGACUCCGCUAACAGGCCUACUAUUUUCAUGCCAACGUAGUUCCAUUGUAUAGACAAUGGUAUCUCUUUUUCUCUCUCCAUCUGUUAUUCUAAAUAUUAUGGCAUCACGUGUAAGUUCAUGACGUAGUGGAGCCGGAGACGUUUGAAAAUAAAAGGAACAAGGAAGUCUGAUGGCUUUUUAAGGCCUAAUGGAAGCAGAUGUUGAUGUGUGGGAAAGAGAUGGACAAGCAUUUAUCCCCCUUUUUAAAGCUACAUCUUUAUUUUACAAAAGUGACUGAAGAUAUACUUUUUAUAUUUUCUCCUACAUUUUUCAGAUUUAAACGUGUUUUAUCAUGAUUUAUUUCAUGUGUGUUGGGAUAUUUUUAAACUGUGUUUUAAACAUGCAUGCUCAUGAUAACACGUUUUUCUUUUAUAAAAGAGGAUUCUGUGUAUUUGCCCCAAGAAGUCUCGUUUUGAGGGGGGUUGUUGUUGUUGUUGUUAUUGUUGUUGUUUUGGAAGCGUUUCAGACGUCAAUCGUGGUCCGAGGAAGGGAGCAUGUUUGUCUGGCGCUGUUGGCUUCAUGGAAAACAUGGAGGGAAAAAACAACUUUAAAAUGGCCUUUUACUGAGAACAAAAAAUCAGUUUCUUGUAUAGCUGCAGUGGAAUCGGAUUCCUUAUCCACCACGACUUCAACGCGUUUUAAGCAGUUUGAGCGAAUCCACGUGUAAAUAUAAACAAAAUGCAUAUUUAAUCAGCGAUGGUGUUACUCUCUUAUUCCCCUUUUUGUUCAGAGGGAAUGACUUGGGCUCCUGUUCUGCUCCAUGUCAUGCUCAAUGGCAGACGUGUUGACGUCUCCCGCGUGUUUUCCGUAUUUGUAUCGCUCGAUUGUAUGACAACCUAUUGUAUUGUUACUGUUGCACAGUAUAAAACAACUAAAUAAAACAUUUUACACUUACUAAAGACUUAAGUUCGAUUGUCUCUGUGCGACGGAAGCUCCUGAGUCGGUCUGGUGUUUCCACAUCGACGGCAACCAAAUAAAGGAAUACUUGAAAUGGCAGAAGGUGCAACAUAUGUCUGUGAAUCGGCAGCGAUGUGUAACUCGGUUAAGGAGGCCGGCGAUGAACAGCUCGGAGGUGUGUCACGUGAUCCAAUCAUGUUUCUGAAUACAUUAAAUGAAGAUUGAAGCAU